AUUCCACUCUCUCACAUCUUUCUUGUAAAAUGCAUGCUCUUAUUUUUUCCUAAUCCAUGUCAAAUUAGACUUUUUUUUGUUGCAAAAUGCCUCAAUUAUGCCCAUUUGUAGCUCUCAUUCUUUUCACCAUUCUGUGUCUUUGAUGGGACUUAAACACAGAUUUGGAUGGGUGGUUUGUUGUGUAUAGGAUGCUAUUGUUAUGUUCGAAUUUGAAACCAAUAAAACCCACAAAACAAAAUGGGCUGCGCUUCUUCUGUUUAUGCUGUUGGAGGGAGGAAGAAGUUGACUGUCCCCGAAGUCGUCGUCCUCGUCCCAUCAACGCGAAUUCCUGCACAAUCUGAUCUUCAAAGGCGGCUUAGAGGCCUAAUCCCAAUAGAUCUUGCUCACAGAUUGUCUUCCCUUCGCAAUCAGAUUGUCUUAGUGGCAGAGGACACUGGUGGAUCUGCUAUUCCUGAACUGAGGAGAGCACUGGAGGAGUACUUGUCUGUUUUAAUUGGGCUCACUAAGAAAGAAUAUGGUCUAGAGGGAUCGGUUGAAUUCAAGUGGAAAAGCUUAGAGGAUGGCAAGCAGGAAGCCUGUGUGGCAAACUCUUGGUUUGAAGUCCUGUCUGUUGUUCACCUCAUGGCUGUGCUUACAUUGUCGGAGGCUGACAUAUUGAUGAUCCCACACGACCAUUCUGGUUCCGGUUUAAGGACUGUCUCUUCAGAUUGCAAAAGAGUUGCUGUCGACUUGCUGCUUAAGGCAUCAGGCUACUUGGAAUUCUGUGUCCGGGAUGUACUGAUUCGCAUACCGCCUGAAAUCAAGAAAAAGUUGCCAAACAAUUUGCAUGACGGUGUAUUGGAGGCCAUUUCCUUUCAAUCUCUGGGCCAGGGAACAGAAAUUCAGCUUGGUUUGGCUGUUGACUGUCAGAAGGCCACUUUAUCAGUCAAAAGAAGAUUGGCAUGUGAGCAAUUGACCUAUUUUAGCCAGGCUUAUCACUGCUUGUCAGGAUGUGACAUCAAUAACGGGUGUGGGAAGAAGCAUAUGUGGUUCAUCAAAUGGAAAUUUCUUGAGUCAAAGGCUGCAGCAUACUACUACCAUGGUCUGAUCCUUGACAAGGGUAAUGAGCCAUCCUGCCACGUUAGCGCAGUAUGUUGUUUUCUUGCCGCGGAAGAAAUUCUAUCAGAGAGCAAGAAAGCUUGCUUAACCUUUUGCCUUGCAGCUCCAGUUACCAGGGCUCCUCCACUCUGGGGAGCUAUGAGGCAUUUGCAUCAGAAAAUUCCUGAAGUUGCAACAAGGAAAUCUCAGAUGUAUGGCUACCUCUUAGAGCAAGAGAAGGCUCUCCAAACAUUGCCUGACCUGCCAGAAUUUCAACUGUCAUUAAGACCCGAUGACUAUCAGCUACCGGAAAUGGACCCAGCUUGGGAUGCCGAAAAGUGGGAAACAGAAGGCCAGACCCUGAAAGAGCAUCUUAAAGACAGUGAAGAUGAGACUGAAACUGAGUGAUAGCACACCACAGGAGGAGGAUAGCAACUAGUUACGGUCUUGCUUUGGUUUACCUUUAAUUACUUAACCAUAUCUAUGUAUAUGUUUUAUAUAUGAAUCUGAUGAUAUAUGAUAAGACAUCAUUUUUGCUUCCCUGCCUGCCCAUUCCCAGGACUUUGGAAGUGUAAGUUGACUUUGAGUCAAAAUAUAAAUUAGAAAUUUGAAGAUGGAUAUGCAUGCACGUUCAUAUUA
Prunus persica (peach) is the source of this 1716-nucleotide messenger RNA. RefSeq lists its product as uncharacterized. The transcript has 11 exons. Bases 238 to 1485 code for a protein of 415 amino acids. The record is from RefSeq and is a predicted model, not a curated record. NCBI's taxonomy places the organism in Eukaryota, Viridiplantae, Streptophyta, Magnoliopsida, Rosales, Rosaceae.